Knipowitschia caucasica is the source of this 1638-nucleotide messenger RNA. The record is from the annotation of a GenBank genome assembly. Lineage: Eukaryota; Metazoa; Chordata; Actinopteri; Gobiiformes; Gobiidae.
AUGGAUAUGACUCAAAUGUUGUCUGAGCUUGAAGGAGGAAAUGAUGAAGAGAUUGAGCAACUGCUGCAGCGCUACAACAGAGAAAACAGCCGCACCUUCGCGUUUGACCAGGAAGAAGAACCCCUGCGAAUUAAACUGUGUCAGAGUACGUUGGACGUCCUGAGCCGAGGGGUGGCCUUCAGCUGUCAGAGGACAUGUCUGGAGACUCUCCGCAUCAUGUCCAGAGACAAGGGUGUCCUGAGCCCAGUGUCCAGCAGAGAGGGGCUGCUGGUGCUGACCGCUAUGGCCCGGCUCAGCACGGGAGAGGACGGCUUACACAAACACAAGGGUCUUCAGGACAGUGUGUCCGUGGAGGAGGAGCAGCGGGUGGUGGUGGAGGCCCUGAAAUGCUUGUGUAAUGUCGUGUUCAACAGUCCGGCGGCGCAGCAGGUGAGUGUGGAGCUGCAGCUGGGUCCUGCUCUGUGUGGGUCUCUGCAGAGCUCCCACAGCUGGAGCCAUGAGGUGGGACUGUUCUCUCUGCGCCUGCUGUUCCUUCUGUCUGCACUGAGGCCGGACGUGAGAGCGACCCUCAGAGAGCGGCGGGCGGUGCCGCUGCUGACCACGAUGCUGGAGCAGACGCUGGAGGUUCGAUGGAUGGGUCCGUACGAGGCGGAGCCCGUGGACCCUGAGGCUGCUCCUAUCCCAGCCCAGACCAACGACAGGGUCAUGGAGGCUCUCAAAGCUCUGUUCAACCUCACACUCAACCACCCAGACACAGAGGAGGACGAGCAUCAGUUCCGUGUUAUUGUGGGGAUUCUUCGUCACCUGUUGAUGUUGAGAACUGAAACCAUGGAGAAGACUGAGGAGGUGCACAGUCAUGCUGUGAACCUGCUGAACAACCUGCCCGUGUCCUGCCUGGACGUCCUGCUGCCGCCUACAGGAGGGGCCCAGAACUACAGCGGGAAGAACCUGGAGGCCCAGAACUACAGCGGGAAGAACCUGGAGGCCGUUGAGCUGCUUCUGGAGUUCAUGGAGAAACGCAUCGAUAAGAGCUCUAACUACAAAGAAGGCCUCACUCCAGUUCUCUGCCUUUUGACGGAAGCUUCUCGACAUCACAGAGAGAUCCGCAGGUUCCUUAAAGCACAGGUCCUCCCUCCUCUGAAGAACCUGAAGGUGAAGCCGGAGGUGGGGAGCUCCCUCAGGAACAAACUGGUGCGACUGAUGACACACGUGGAUCUGGGAGUGAAGCAUGCGGCGGCAGAGUUUCUCUUUGUUCUCUGCAAAGAGAAAGUGGCCUCUCUGCUGAAGUACACAGGGUAUGGGAAUGCAGCGGGGUUACUGAUGGCGCGGGGGCUGCUGGUCGGAGGACAGGGAGAGACUCAGUACUCUGAGGGAGAGGACUCAGACACUGAGGAGUACAAGUCUGCCACCAACUUCGACAUCAUGAGUGGCUGUGAGGAGGAUCCACGUCCAAACCCCAUGGAGGAGAUGACGGAGGAGCAGAAGGAGCACGAAGCGGAGAAACUGUUCAGGAUCAUCAACGAGAUGAAGAGACAUAACGUGAUCCAGCCGAUGGUGGUGAGGUCUGACGGGCGCCUGGGGCCUCUGGAGGAGGAGCUACACAUGCAUGAGCCGGACUCUCACUCGGACUCGGACUAG